Molecule: messenger RNA, 2913 nt
Organism: Ceratitis capitata (Mediterranean fruit fly)
Lineage: Eukaryota; Metazoa; Arthropoda; Insecta; Diptera; Tephritidae
Gene: Acox3
Product: peroxisomal acyl-coenzyme A oxidase 3
Exons: 10
Coding region: 775-2913 (712 amino acids)
Biological process (GO): lipid homeostasis; fatty acid beta-oxidation using acyl-CoA oxidase
Cellular component (GO): peroxisome
Molecular function (GO): fatty acid binding; pristanoyl-CoA oxidase activity; FAD binding
Source: RefSeq, a predicted model, not a curated record
AUCAACGAAAGGCAUCAAAUAAAUUUAAUUACUAUGAGCGUCAUUAAAUUGGGUUAAAGCGCACUCAAUGUAAUCAAAAGUAAACUUAAUGAGCGAGUUUUUAUCUAUUGCAAUGACAUUAAUAAUGAGUAAAUUGAGUGAAUGAAGUGAGUUGAGUGGAAAAUAAAUGAUUAUACUAAAGUGAAAUACAUAUACAUAUUUACAUCAGUGCUGGUGUACCCAGCAGAAGUCGUAAUUGUAAAUAGGCGCACCUACUUCGAUUUUUUUUUAGUUUGUUUUCUUCACUUGAUCGGAAAAUUGUGCCACUUAAGUGCAAUCACAACUUCAACCCCAUAAAAAUUAUUGCAUGCAAUAAAUACUUCUGCUGAAAGUGAAAUCGUGCACGAAUGGAUUUUAUAUUUUGGUGCAACUACAAAAGGCUUUAAUAAGUUUUUAGUUGAUAGUACAUCCAUACAUACUACUCGGUGUUUGGCGUUCACACGGUGCAGUUGGAGUUUUCGAAGUCAGUUAAAAUUUGUAAAGCCACGCGCAAAGCCAAAUAUAACGAUUGAGUCAUUUGAAACGUUAAAAGUUCAACAUGGUGGCAAUUAAUGGUAGAAACAAAGCACUGACCAGCUAAUAUACACUCAGCGACUUGCGUUCGUAAGCACAAGUGACCAUAAAACCAGUCUUGAAACAGGCUUUGCGUCGUGUAAACACAUGUAACAAAGACCGCAGAUUGAUUGAUUAAAUAAAGAAGAAGAAAAAAAAACAGUUAUAGAAAAACAUACAAUUAUGGCUGCAUUAAUGAAAUUCUUAUCACUUUUACAAAAUCCCAGCGAGAUCGAGUCCGAGGAGAAGCAUUCGGAAAAUAUAUAUGAAGACAAGAUAAUAUUUCCAGAUUUCAAAACUGGACCAUUAACAAAGUACCGUCAACUUUCAACAUUUUGUUACAAACGCAUGAAUGUCCUACUGGAGGGUGAGGAACAUAUCCGAUUGAAGCACCGGGUGUGGAACUUUAUGGAGAAGCAUCCUGAUUUUCAACAUGAUUUGGAAACGCCCACACUUGAACGUCAACGCCAACAGGCGAAUAAACGUUGUCAAUUGCUCUGGGACCAACAGUUCUAUGGAUUGCAUGAUUAUGCAGCCGCACCUCAUCUCUCACUAGCCAUGGCGCAGGGCAUGUUUUCUUAUGAGUCCAGCUUUUCCAUUAAGUACUCGCUUUCGAACGGCAUGUUUCCGAGCACAAUACUGUCCUUGGGUACUGAACGAUUGGCGAAAUAUGCCGCGAAAAUAGCAAAUAAUGAGAUUUCCGGUGCUUUUGCGCUCACUGAAAUGUCACACGGUACGAACACUCGGGGGAUGCGAACACGUGCCACUUACGAUGCGAAGACACGCGAGUUCAUUAUACAUACACCAGACUUUGAGGCUGCAAAAUGUUGGGUUGGCAAUUUGGGCAAGACUUGCACACACGCAAUUGUCUAUGCGCAGUUGUAUGUGCCAGACGAUACAUAUCAAGGUUUGAAUGCGUUCCUAGUGCCAAUACGUAACGAACGUACGCUCUUAUCUUAUCCUGGUGUGACUGUUGGCGAUUUGGGCGAGAAGGUCGGCUUGAAUGGCAUUGAUAAUGGUUUUGUUAUGUUCAACGAAUAUCGCAUACCUGGCGAAAAUUUACUUUCGAAAACUGGUGAUAUCGAUGAAAAAGGCAAUUAUGUAAGUAAAGUAAAGGAUAAGCGCAAACUUUUGGGUGCCUCAUUGAGUUCAUUAUCAGCUGGACGAGUAAAUAUCUGCUCGCUGGCGUAUGUAGCACUCAGCAAAGCUAUCACAAUUGCUACUCGUUACUCUGCAUGCCGCAAACAAUUCGGACCCGAAGACAGCAGCGAAGAAUGGCCUGUAAUCGAAUAUCAAUCACAGCAGUAUCGUCUGAUACCACACUUGGCGACAGCCUAUGCCUUACGUAUUUUCACCAUGUGGAUUGGCACGGCUAAUGUUGACUUGACUUUCCGCACAUUUAUGGGUGAGGACACCUCUAGCAAAGGGAUGGAAAUACACGCCGUCUCUUCGGCCGCAAAACCGGUUUGCUCAUGGGCGGCACGCGAUGGUAUACAAGAAUGUCGUGAAGCGUGUGGUGGUCAUGGCUACCUGAAAGUGGCUGGGUUAGGCGAACUUCGGAACGAUAACGACGCCAAUUGCACAUACGAGGGUGAGAAUAACACGCUCAUACAGCAAGCAUCUAAUUGGUUAAUAAGUUUGCGGCGCAAUGGCGCAAACUUUAAUGAUGUCUCUCCUAUGAACACCGUGACCUUCUUGCAAGAUAUGGACUCGAUUUUGCGCACAAGAGCGACAGAACGAAACGUGGAGCAAGUGCUGCAACCGGAUAAUCUUUUAAAGGCCUUAAAUUGGCUAGUAGCCUACCAAUUAGACACCACUGUACGUCGCUUUGAAAGUUUGAAAAAGGAAGGCCAAGAUGCUUUCGAAACUCGCAACAACAUACAAGUUUUCAAUGCACAACAGUUAUCCAUAGUCUAUGCGCAGCGCACAAUUUACUACAUUUUCCAUCGCUUCCUCGAUACUGCGGCGCCUUCGAAUGAGCGAAAUGUUCUACGAAAACUUUUGUCUUUCUAUGGAGCGGAUUUGAUCACCAAACAUAUUGGUAUAUUUUAUCAAGGUGGCUAUUUCGAGGAUAGAGCGCAUGCCGAUCUUUAUCAGCAAGGCAUUUUGGACUUAUUGCCAGUGCUAAAGAAUGAGGCGGUAUCGCUCGUCGAUGCAAUCGCACCCACCGACUUUGUACUCAAUUCGCCGCUGGGCAUGAGUGAUGGCAAUAUUUACCAGCAUUUGCAAGCCGCAAUCGUACAAGCGCCGGGGGUUUUCGAAAGACCUCACUGGUGGCGCGAUGUUACAUAUAAGGAGUUUUUGCAGAAGUCAAAAAUGUAG